AUGAAGUCCGCUGUCUUCUGCGCACUGGCCGGUACGGCCAUCAUGCUGACCACAACUGUGGACGGCCACGGCCAAAUGCUGGUGCCGGCCUACCGACACAUCACGGCCAAGUACCGUGCGUUCGGCCUGAAGGGCUCCGGCGACGAUGAGCUGGAGUGGGCCCCUAUCGAGCUCUUGAGCCAGCGUGGCCAAGCCGGCCAACCGGCGGCCCCCACCUUUAACAUGCUAAACGGUUGUCGAGGCACAGUCUACGAGCCCGAGAACAAUGUGACGAAGCUCGAGGCUGGCAAGAAGUUUGAUGUCAAGUACUUUAUCCAGGCACCGCACCCAGGAUACAUGAAGCUGAGUAUCGUCAAGCCCAGUACCGACUCGAUCGGCAAGAUCACCUACAAGCGCGACACGCAGAUCGGGUACUUCAGCAACUUCGCCACCUCGGGGGGUACCUUCACAGUCUCGGCCACCAUCCCCACUACUGUGACGGGCUGUGAGAACGCUGGAGACUGUGCUCUACAGUUCUUCUGGCACUCGGAUGUCGCCAACCAGACGUACCCGACGUGCGCCGACAUCAUUAUCCCUGGCAGCGGCGCUGGCGGAUCGUUCAAAACAUCUAUCUCAACGUCGACUACAGCCACCAAGUCUUCUACUAAAACUACGGUUAGCUCAGAAGUUGGCAAUGAGGCCAGCGACACUGCUGCUACCACCCAAGCUUCGUCGGACGAUGACACCGCUACAUCUACCACGGACGAGUCGAGCGCCGGUACUACCACUGCGCCUAGCACGUCUACUACCUCGGAUAAAUGUCUUCGUCGCAAGUAG
Molecule: messenger RNA, 816 nt
Organism: Phytophthora infestans T30-4
Lineage: Eukaryota; Oomycota; Peronosporomycetes; Peronosporales; Peronosporaceae
Product: chitin-binding protein, putative
Exons: 1
Coding region: 1-816 (271 amino acids)
Source: RefSeq, a predicted model, not a curated record